GCGAACCCUGCGAAUGAAUACAGUUUCAAAAUGUGAUGCAAUGGAAUCUUUAACGGUAGGACUUAUUGAAGGCGGUUUGGAAAGAGUCGCUUUCUGUCCAGGACACUAAUACGCAGCACGCUGGUUGUGCACAACCACUGCCUCUCUUUCGGUGAUCUUACGCAUGGUUCGCGGAUUGUGCAUCCUCGUGCGUGUCCACUCUCAGCAGCCCGCUACCCGCGACUGGCCUGAGGAGUAGCGACAUCAUGUUUCGAUGACAAGUGAUCUCGAGAUAAGGAGUGCACAUCGAAGGCGUUACUAAAGACCGGCCAUGGGGACGUUGGUGUCGGCCUUAUUGCCCCCUCACGCGAGGAGGAUAGGGCCAGACGCCGCCGUCCCCCCUAAGCCCCAUCCCCUUCGAGUAGGCCCUGGGAAAUCGGCUCCCGCGAACAAGUGCGCGCAAAGUGACGCGGGCCGUCAAGUCCAACGGUCGUCCGUCACUGACGCAAAUAGUACCGAUUCCGGGAAGGAAUAACAUGCCACCACCUGUUCGCUUGUCGGCGCCACCCUCCCUCUCCCUCUGGACGUCGAAUUUCUACUUUUUGUCACAAAAAUACAUCCGACAGCUUUGAGAGGGGGAGGGGGGUCGGGAGGUCUUGACCUGAUCGAAGCGGAGAGCGUCCACUUACUCUGUCCAGCGGAGCGUUUAGGGGCGUAUCGGGUCGGACCGACUGUUGUUGUACCGAAGAAAUAGCGGCACAGGCAGGUGAACCGUCGAACGGAGGGGCUCAAACAGCGCUCGCGGUGACCUUCGUGUUUUUUGUUUUUACUAUGAGGACAGAUGAUGCUCGCAUCAUCCACCCGGGGACGCAUGGGUCCCGUGCGUUCCGCUCUGCACCUGGCAGUGCUGUUGAACAUAUCCGCCGCACAGGGUCCCUUGCCCUGCCCUGAUCCGGCGGCGGCGGCGGCGGCGGCACCCCCGUGGCACUCGUGGCAGGCGGUGCUGGAUCUGCUGAACGCCGAGGCGCCUACCGCGACCGAGCGUCGAUGCCUGGGUCUGCACGCGAAGUGUGGCGACGUCUGGGAGGGACUGCUCGACCGCCUUCGACAGCCGCCAGCCGCCCCUGACACGACUUCAAACGGCACGUUGGGUGAGCAAGAAGUCUUGGCCUACCCGGUGGCCUUCUUCCCGUUCGGGAGCCUUCCGGUUGAUUCGCGGGGUUAUGGUGCGGAGCGCUGCGACUUGAACGUCAUCCUGCUAGAUCGCGACGACGCUAAGGGCAUCCGCGCUGCUCUCGGCGAGUCCCUCUUCCGCGUCUACUCGCGCUGGCCGCUGUCCCGGUUCGUGCUCGUGCUACCGCGGCCGGCCGCCCCGGCCGCCGUGGACGACGUGUUCCUCGCCGUGUGGACCAUGACUUCGCACCUGAACGUGGUGGUCCUGAGCCGGCCCCUGGAGUGCGCGUUCUGCAACGACGUGCAUGCCUACUGGCCCUUCUACCCACGCUGCAACGACUCGUCCGCCCGGCUGGUGGGCCGGUGGCGGCCCGACACUGGCCUGCGGCUCUGGGGCCAUGGCCUCCUCGGGGUGCAUGGCGUGGAGCAGCAGCGGCGCAGCGCCUUCCCGCUGGAGGCCGGGCCGGCGGGCGCGUGGGCGCUGCGCAGACUGCACCACCUCGGGUGUCCGCUGCGGGUCGGCUUCAUGAAUUUCCCCGGCUACCUCAACUACUCGACGCACGGCGGGGGCUACAACCUAUGGGGUGUCGGCGCUUCCUUACUUCGUGCCUGCGAGCAGCGCCUCAACUUCACCGCAAAGCUCUCGCUGGGCCCGUGGCCAAACCAGUGGAACAAGGGCCUGAAGCAUCAGGUGCGCGAGGGCGCCGUGGACGUGGCGUUGUUCCCAGGGGCGUUCAACGAGUGGUACCUCUCCCAGAACGUGACGGUGCCCGUCUCGUACACCGUGUGGUGCUACACGUGGGCGGUGCCUGCCGCUUUCGGCGUGCAGCCCGCCCUCUUUUGGAGACUGACCGCAGAGUUCACCCCCGAGACGUGGGCCCUGGUGGGAGCGUCCCUCAUCGUGGCCUGGUACGCGGCGGCGCUCCUCAUGGAAUACGAGCCUGCCUUUGACCCCAACCUCGACAAGAGCGGACGGCGCGUGGAAAUAUACCGGACCGCGGUUGCUUUGGUGACGGCCACUCUGGUGGGCCUCCCGGUGCACCACAAGACGCGCGGGGCCGCGGGCCGCGUCUUUCUCAGCUCCUGGGUGUACGUCGGCAUCGUGCUCACCACCGCCUACACCGCGGCGCUGCACAGCCUCGUGGCCGCCCCCGUCGGCGCGCGCCCCGUCAAGUCCGUGCAGGAGCUGGCCGACUCCAACAUCCCCGUGGGCGGAUACGUAUCCCCUCUGGAGCACAUGAGAAACACGGCAACGUUCAUCCCCGCCUACGCCAAGCUUUUCCGGAGAGCGAGAGAAAUCCCUGAGUUUUACCUGGACGACUACCUAGCCAACGCUACCAUGGCCGUGGUCGACAGACGCGACUGGCUCGUCCUGCUCGCGAGAGCGCCGUCAGGCAGGCACCGGGGGCUUCACGUGAUGCAGCACCACUGCAUGUCCACGAUGAACGUGUUCCCCUUCCUGCUGCGCCGCGGCUCGCCGCUCGAGGCCUCCCUGCGCGACACCGUGCUCCUCCUCGAGGAGGUCGGCCUACUCUCGCACUGGAGACAACAGGAGGAGGGCGACUCUAACACGAUGCAGGAGUAUGACUCCCAAAGGCGGGUAAAACCUUUUGGAAUAAGCCAAAUGUCACCUGUUUUCAUCGCCUACGCCAUAUCUAUCGCGGCUGCGGUCUGCGUGCUAAACAUAGAGAUUUACUACGGUUCUUACUUUACAAAAGUGCCUUCGUGAAGGAGCGACUUCUGCAGACCGUAGCAAAAUACGGGUCUACCGUAUACCAAAAAAAGGAAAGAUACAGUAAAUCCGUACUUUUAAACCGUACGAACACUUUUGAUCGUUUUUGAUAUGCCAAUGUACUAGACGUGAACGGCAGUCGGCAGUAGCGUGAACGGGGUGUAUUUAGAUUGCCCGACCUAUUUUUCUGCGACCUGGUAAUUUUUCGAAAAUCCCCAAAAGUGCUGUCCGACCUCGGUUUUGUCCGACCUAUUUUUCUCCGACCUCGUCGAUAUGCUAAAAUUUGGGGAAAAUGUACUUCAAAGAGAAACAGGCUUCAAAGAAAGAAAAAAAAGAGCUACGUCGAGGGACGUAUUGUGAAACCAGAUGAUACAAAUUUAAGGAAAUAUGUCUGUGUCCGAAUUUUCUCUCGUAUAUUGCUGUCAUUUGUUUAUGGCUGUUUGUUACUCGCUAUCUUGCAAUUCAGCGGACUAGCGGCCGAAGGGGACACCACUCGCGUAAUCCUGUGUACAGAUGAGGGUGUAAUCCCUAUGUAAUCCUUAUGUAUUGUCCUAUAUUCUUGUGUAAUACUUGACCAAAUUUUAUGCCAUUAUCACUAAAUUUCACCUUACAGUCUAAAUAUUUAAUGGUUUUAGAGCCAGAAAUUCAACAAAAUUCAUGUGUAAUUCCUCAAAAUUCACGUGUAGUCCCUGUAAUUACGUAAUCUUGUGUACAUCCUAAAUCGAAGUUGUUGCCCCCUCGCUUGCGGCAUGGUAUAGAGAAAGCACAGUAAAACCAACUUUCGACCAUGUACACGCAACACGGAAAAAAAGAAUUUGCCCUCACAACUAACGAUUUAGUUAACAUGGACAUAACAAACAAUUUUAGUUGCAGGAUCAAAGAAUUUGCCAUGGGAAGCAAAAUUCUGCUGUCACAACUAACGCGUCGCUAUGGUAACUCUGUCUCUGUCCGCUCUCAUAGCGCCUGGUAUGUAGGCAACAUCUUGCGUGCAAUGUGUGCGUGUACUGCCGUGUAGCCUACCCCGAGUCUCGCAGGCGCCGAGCCCCCUUAAUUUGCCGAAUGAAGUUGAGAAAAACGGACUAUAGCAAAUGUAGAGAGAUACCCCGCGACCACUGAGACAAAGAGCCGGGAGGCGCGGGAUAGAGCCGAACAGACGAUGGGAGAGACGUCGAGCGGCCUAGAGUCUCCGAGAACGGGGAUAGCAUCGACCUGUUCGAGAGACAGGCAGGAACGGGGACGCAGAGCUACUUUGAACUUCAGUGCUUCAGGAGCAGGUUGUGACAGACAGCUCACAAUAAAACACGUAUUUGGCAAGUAA
Messenger RNA from Frankliniella occidentalis (western flower thrips), 4202 nucleotides. RefSeq lists its product as uncharacterized. Gene Ontology annotation, cellular component: membrane. NCBI's taxonomy places the organism in Eukaryota, Metazoa, Arthropoda, Insecta, Thysanoptera, Thripidae. Gene Ontology annotation, biological process: monoatomic ion transport. The coding region runs from base 821 to 2881 and encodes 686 amino acids. The record is from RefSeq and is a predicted model, not a curated record. Gene Ontology annotation, molecular function: ligand-gated monoatomic ion channel activity; signaling receptor activity. The transcript has 12 exons.